AUGCCAUCCUGUUGGAACCAUGCUUUCGCUACAUUGAUUGCCCGCAAGCUGGUGGCUGACAUCAAUGCCAUCAUUGGUGCUUGUGCUCGCUCCGUGGCCAUGCAACGUGCCGUGGAUAUUGUAGCGGCUAUGCAAGCAGGAAGUGUGCAACCAACCCUAGUAACAUACAACACGUUGCUUCAUGCCUAUGAUCGCAUGCGUCUGACGAGCAAGGCGUUUGAGACCUUAGAGGCGAUGCAAGCGAACCGCAUCGAACCCGAUGUGCUAUCUUUCACUUCACUCGUUAGUGCGUGUGGCAGAACCCGAGAAGCAGAUCGGGCAAGAUGCGUUUUGUCAACAAUGCAAGCUUCGCGUGUGGAGCCGAACUUGUUUACUUACAGUGCCUUGAUGGCUGCGUAUGAAAGAUCUGGGGAAGUUGAUCUUGCUCGAAACGUGUUGGAAGACAUGAAGGAGGCGAUAUUGGAGCCCGAUGUUGUUUGUUACAAUUCUGCUGUACGUGCUUGUGCACGGUUGGGCCGACUUCAAGAUGCUUGUGACAUCGUCAAGGAAAUGUGCAUUCAGUCAGUGCAGCCCAACACUAUAACCUACAACUCGCUCUUUAGUGGAUAUGAAACAGGGGGGAGCGUUGAGGAAGCACUGCAAACCUUCGUUGCCAUGCGCCAGCAGCUGCUUCUGCCCAAUAUGAUCACCUACAGCACCCUGAUAAAUGCGUGCGAAAAGACAUCGCAUGCAGACAAGGCAUUGGCAUUGUUCGGAAAAUUGCAGGCAGAAGGUUGGGUGCCCAACCGUAUCGUUUAUACAGCCGUUGUCCGAGCACACGAAAAGAGGGGCCAACCGGCUAAAGCUUUGCAGUGCUAUAGGGACCUGCGGUUUCACAGCAUUCAGCCUGAUGUGGUCCUGUGUAAUGCUUUGCUGAGUGCUUGCAGCAACUGCGCAAAAUGGCAGCAGUCAUUGUGGUCAUACAAGCACAUGCGCCAAGAAACUAUUCAUCCGGACGGGUUUACGUUCAACACAUUGGUCAGCAUGUUUGGCAACAUGGGUGAUGUCGCUCGCGCUGAGACAUCUUGCAAGGAAAUGGAGAAAUCCGGAAUUCCGCUUGACACGAUGACAUACGAUUCUUUGUGUCGUAUGUUUGAACAAGUAGCCAGCCAUGUUCGUGUUGUCCAGCUGAUUGCAAGAACGGGCGCCAAUGGAUUAUGGCAUUUGUUGUCCCUGAAGAGGGAUGCGCGCAACAGUUCGCUGGCGCCACCAGCUUCGACGGUGUGA
Messenger RNA from Symbiodinium sp. CCMP2592, 1266 nucleotides. The record is from the annotation of a GenBank genome assembly. Lineage: Eukaryota; Dinophyceae; Suessiales; Symbiodiniaceae.